GUAGGAUGACAUUCCACAAAAGCAUUCACAGACACAUCAACACAAAUGCACUUUUACAUCUACCCACCUGUCACAGCUGGCUGAAGGACUGGACCAAGGUGCAGCAUGGAAAUUAUGUUUUGAAAGAUACUGAAGGCCUUAUAAAUACCCUGUGGACAAAAGGUUCACUUCAGUCUACAUUAUGAACAGACAACAAAUGGAUAUCACUUUGCAAACUUUUUGUUGCAGUGACUAGUAGCAGCUAAUAAUGGAGACUGGAGAAAAUAAGGAAAUGGAGACAGAGACUGAGGACGCACUGGAUCCGUCGUCUGAGUGUACAUAUCAAGGAGAAGAACAUCAACUAUUUCUACAGUUGGAGCCUGAGGACCUUGACUUCACAGACAGUGAGAGUCAACACAGCGACCAACAGGAUGACAAGACAACCAAGACUGAUGAAAAAAAGACAGAAAUCACAACGCCUUCUAAUUUCGCACAAAGCAUGACUCCUGUUCUGACAAUUGCAUUGAUUGGUGGCACUGAUUCUAUGGAGAUUGAAUCUGGAAAUCUCCUUCUUGGUCAAGAUGAUCUACCAGCAGCAGAACUCUCACAGAUAGCACCCAGGAUGUAUGAUUUGUCCGGUCGUUGUGUUUCUGUCAUCAACAUGCUGGGCUUGCAGAGUUCUGAACUUGCCCAGGAGAAUCACAUAGGUCCACUUGUGCAUAAGCAGGGUAUCAAUGCUGUCCUCUUACUUCUACCAUUGGGCCAGCAUAUUGAUGAAUUCCAAAUGAGAGUGGGGUGGCUGGAAAGAAUGCUUGGAGAGAGAGCUCUUGCCUUUACAAUAAUCGUCUUUACCCACAAGAAUGACCAAGACUUUGGGUUGGGUGAUCUAAAGGACAACAAUGAUCUGAUGGAUCUCAUAGAAAUGUGUGGACAUAGGUAUCUCACCUGCAAAAAGAGUAUGAAUGAUCCAACCGAGAUUUCAACAUUACUUGAACAGAUAGACCUCAUGGUGUCUGAAAAUGAUCCAUGCUGCUACACAGGAGAAAUGUAUGACGAAGAGAUCAGGAAACAGCAACUGAAAACAAAUUGGGGUGACCGAUCACAAAGCGAGGAGAAAACUGCAUCAGUUCCAGAUGACUUGCCUGAAGAUGGUGUUGCAAACAAAGAAAAGGGAGAAGAAAAGAUACUUGAAGAAAUCGGCGGGAGUUUAAUUGAAAAAAACAUCCCAGAAAAUAUACAACUAGCAAAAGUAGCAGAGCUCAUGUGUAGACUUCACCUUCAAGAUAAAUAUCAAGAUAAGUUGACAACUGCAGACUUCCUGAACAUUGGCUCUUCUGCUCAACAUCAACAUGAACCCCAAACAGAGAACAAACUUGCUCAUACUUUCCUACAAAGGUUAUUGAUGCUGGACUACAGAGCCAGGUACAUUCCUGUAAGAGAUGAGAAUAGUGAGAUGCAUGACACAAAUGACAACAGAAAUGAUAAUGCAGAAACAGAAGAAAGUGCCUUUGAUGCCCUUUUCAACAAGAACACAGUCUCUGGUGAUUUAAAGAGGAACACGCAUGUUCACCCAAUGGACGUCCAGAUGGCAGUGUUUCACUGUUCAGACAGUUUCCUUCGGCAGUUCAUGGUCACAAAGCUGUCCUUGUGUCAGUAUGCCUUGCCUUUGCUUGUGCCAAAUCCAUUCACCAAAGAGAUUGAAUGCCCUUUGUGGACAUUUCGACAAAUCAGAAAAACCUGGAAGUCCACCAAUGACUCUAAUAUAGUCACCAGCCAAAGUAUGCCUAUUUACAAGGCAGAAACACCAAUGGUGUCAUUCUUUAGGCUUGGUUCUGUGUCCUCAUCAAAAUCUCAGCUGAUGAGCAACUUGAUCAACCAACGUCACAGCACAUUCUUCCACAGACACUGUCCAGGAAGCAGUAAAACCUGCCUCCUAAUGGAUGGGGUGGUAGAGAUUGCAUGGUAUUGUCCUGCUGGGAAGCCCAAUGAUAUUUUCACUGAUUGUGUUGCAUUCUGUAAUCUCCAUGGUGACGCAAUUGCGAAAGAAAUUCAGCGUGACAGACUGAUUGAAAAAGCCUCAGUCAAUGUUAUCCUUUUACCAAGUCUUGGAAAAGGCGACAAAAGUAUGGCAAUCGUGCAGGAGCUGUUCAAGUCUUCUAAACCUCUGAUAUGUCUGCUCACUGAAGAGGAUUCUGUUGCAACUGAAAUUAAAAAGGGAAAGUACAAAAUGGGUUUGAGAGACAGAAAUCAGUCAGAUGUGUCUGAGGAAUUAAAAAGGAUCAUUAGAAAUAAUUUGUCAAGACCAUGUUGCUCCUUCAAACUUGAGGACAUGGCAGAGUACUCAGGGUUUAGAGUAGAUGAGGAUGAUGAAGAUUGCCAAGUAGGGAAGACUAAUGCUCUGCAGAUAACAGAUCUGCUUAAGGAAAUGGAACUGUCCAAGAUCAAAGAAGAAUUUCUUCCAUGUCAAGGUAGGCUGUGGCAUGAUUGGUGUCAAAAAAAUAAAGACCUUUAUCGUCUCCAAGGGAAUCUAGAGAUGGAAAGAAGUAAAAUACAACAUAAAAUGAUGCAAAUUCGACACCAUCAACAUCAAGUUGCCUUUACUGAACUCAUGCAGAUGUUUAUCACAAGUCUACGAUGUCUGGGAGAAAAAGAAAAAUCAUAUUUCCUCAAGUGGGUAGGGAUACUACUGGAUGACCUGUCCUCGGAUGAGCUCUCAGACCUUCAUCACAAAUAUGAUGAAAAGUGGUCCGAGGUCCUGGCUUUGAAAAAGAAGCAUGAUAAAUCAGAGCAACUGAAAAUGAGACAAAUGGAGCUGGAAAAAAUAUCAGAGAAGCUGCAAGCAGCAACCUUCGGAUUUGAACACAUUCUGAGGGAAAUGGGACAGAUCUAUGAAGCCCAUGCAUCUGUGGCCAGGCAAAGCAAAGGAGAAAGUGAGGUGACCGUGUCUUACCUUCCAGAGCUCGCGGCAGAACUUAUGAUAUCGGGACACCCAAUGGAACUAAUGGAUGGUGACGCAGCUCAUGUGCCACUGACGUGGAUUAAUGGGGUUUUAGAUGAAGUUAUCAAGAAACUAGGAGAUCAGAGAGUUUUUGUUUUGUCCAUUUUGGGAAUCCAGAGCACUGGGAAAUCUACAAUGCUGAAUGCAAUGUUUGGACUGCAAUUCGCAGUAAGUGCUGGAAGGUGUACCAGAGGUGCUUUCAUGCAACUGGUGAAAGUGACCGAGGAGAUGAAAGAUGACUUUAGGUUUGACUAUGUUCUUGUUGUUGACACUGAGGGACUUCGAGCUUUAGAAUUGGCAGGAAAGGCAACAGUGCACCAUGACAAUGAACUUGCAACUUUUGUCAUUGGCCUUGGAAACAUGACCUUGAUCAACAUAUUUGGAGAGAAUCCUGCUGAGAUGCAGGACAUCAUUCAGAUAGCUGUUCAGGCCUUCAUGAGGAUGAAGAAAGUUAAUCUGUCUCCAAGUUGUGUGUUUGUGCACCAGAAUGUUGGAGACAUCACGGCCGGAGAGAAAAACAUGGAGGGAAAGAGGCGCUUACAGGACAAACUAGACGAGAUGACCCAGUUAGCUGCCAAAGAAGAGGACAGUAAUGCAGAGUGUUUCAGCGAUGUCAUUGCAUUUGACAUACAAAGAGAUGUGAAAUACUUUUCCCAGCUGUGGGAGGGCAGCCCACCCAUGGCCCCACCAAACCCAUGCUACAGUGAGAAUGUCCAGGAGCUAAGGAAAACAAUCCUCUCUAAAACAUCGAGGUCUUUUAGCAUGACAUUAUCACAGUUCAAAAGCAGUAUCCAAGACCUUUGGAAUGCACUGCUGAAUGAAAACUUUGUGUUCAGCUUCAAAAACACACUAGAAAUUGCAGUUUACAGAAAACUUGAGAUUCAGUAUGGAAAAUGGAUCUGGGCUCUCAGGAGUGCCAUGCUAACCAUUGAAAAUCAACUGCACAAUCGAAUCGAAAAUGGAAAACUUCACAGGGUUGAGAGACAUUACCUUGUUGAAGAAAUGAGAAAGACCCGUGAAGAAGUGGACAAAUCAAUGGAAAAGUACUUUGAUGAAGACAGAGAUAAAGAAAUGUUGAUUCAGUGGCGAGGAGAUUUCAAACCAAAAUGUGUGAGUUUGAUGAUGAACUUGUGAAGGAGCAAAAAGAAAGUUAGAGGUGGUUAUUCAGCAAAGGGAUGCGCGCAAAAAGCUGGAUGACAAGAAAACACAGUAUG
Oncorhynchus nerka (sockeye salmon) is the source of this 4191-nucleotide messenger RNA. RefSeq names its product interferon-induced very large GTPase 1-like. The transcript has 7 exons. The record is from RefSeq and is a predicted model, not a curated record. The coding region runs from base 248 to 4111 and encodes 1287 amino acids. Gene Ontology annotation, molecular function: GTP binding. NCBI's taxonomy places the organism in Eukaryota, Metazoa, Chordata, Actinopteri, Salmoniformes, Salmonidae.